Drosophila ficusphila is the source of this 432-nucleotide messenger RNA. RefSeq names its product DPH3 homolog (gene Dph3). Lineage: Eukaryota; Metazoa; Arthropoda; Insecta; Diptera; Drosophilidae. Gene Ontology annotation, biological process: protein histidyl modification to diphthamide. The record is from RefSeq and is a predicted model, not a curated record. Gene Ontology annotation, molecular function: metal ion binding. The coding region runs from base 98 to 358 and encodes 86 amino acids. The transcript has 4 exons.
AUACAACGUGCCCAUUUGUUUGGCGUGGAUUUAUCCCAAUAGUCGCAAUAAACCCUAUGCAUGAAUAAUGAUUCUAAGCGCCUAAAAAAAGUACGUUAUGAGCAUCUAUCACGACGAGGUGGAAAUCGAGGACUUCGAGUACGACGAGGAGGAAGAGAUGUACUACUAUCCCUGUCCAUGCGGCGAUCGAUUUCAAAUCUCCAAGGAGGAACUGAUCGAGGGUGAAGAGGUGGCCACAUGUCCCAGCUGCUCAUUAGUCAUCAAGGUCAUAUACGAUCCGGAAAUGUUCAAGGCGGAAGAAGACGAGGAAUCCGCACUUAACGAGAAACUCGGCGACUUAAAGCUAGAGAAGAACUAAAACUAAUCCCUUUGUGUAAAUAAUACGUUGACUAGUAAAACAAUGAAUUCAAAUUAAUUAAGCUCGAGGAAACA